AUGUCAGAUCUGCACCGCGACCUCCCACCCCAGGUGUCGAAGCCGCAUUAUGAAAAGACACUGGGGUACGCGGAAUCAGCUCGGCAGGAUAGUGCCACGGUUCUGGCUGGUGGCCAGCCAACAUCCAACAAGCCCCAUGGCAAGGGAUACUUCAUCGAUGCUACGGUGGUGGGUGACGUAAAACCUUCAAUGAAGGUAUACCAGGCUCAUAUUUUCGGUCCGUUUGCAGUGUUUUUCAAAUUCACUUCGGAAGAAGAAGUUAUGCAGGUGGCCGAGGAGACCGAGUACGGGCUUGCAGCCACACUGUUUAGGACAGACGUGACCCGGGUGAGGCUCCGAGCCGGAAAUAUUUGGAUAAACUCAAAUAAGAACAGUGUCUUCCGAGAUCCUUUGGGCGGGAUGAAACAGUCCGGAAUUGGAAGAGAGCGGGAGAGGCUGGUCUACAAGCAUACUCAACAAUCAAAGCUGUCCAUCUGA
This is a messenger RNA of Clonostachys rhizophaga, 477 nucleotides long. The record is from the annotation of a GenBank genome assembly. NCBI's taxonomy places the organism in Eukaryota, Fungi, Ascomycota, Sordariomycetes, Hypocreales, Bionectriaceae.